Molecule: messenger RNA, 1850 nt
Organism: Theobroma umbraticum
Lineage: Eukaryota; Viridiplantae; Streptophyta; Magnoliopsida; Malvales; Malvaceae
Product: Plasma-membrane choline transporter family protein
Biological process (GO): transmembrane transport
Cellular component (GO): membrane
Molecular function (GO): transmembrane transporter activity
Source: RefSeq, a predicted model, not a curated record
AUGGGCAGCACAGAAGAAGAAAACAACACCUCCAAAUCCGUAUCUCCUUAUGACACCGCUUUACCAACCACUCCUCUCCUCUCCAAACCCACGACCAGCUCCACCUACUCAUCUCCUCCAAUCGAAGAACCAGCUCAACCCGACCCAUCUGAGCCCGACCCCACCCAAUUCCUCCAGAUCUCUUUCAAUUACGGACCCAGACCUUUCAAAGACCUUCCUUUUCUCAUCCUCUUCUUUCUCUUAGUCGUCUGCACGUUCGCUUUUGGUAUUUUCUCAAUCUUCCAUCGGAACACCAAUUACUCCAACGUUUCGAGUUUCACCUACGAUUCUAAUUCCACUUCCUGUGUUCAAGACUCUUCCUUUUUAUCAAAUUCUAAUUGGGUUUUUGAAAUUUCUGUUUUUUCGUUGUCAAGUUCGAGUCUUUGGACAAAUUUAGUAUGGACCCUUGUUAUAACUUUGAUUUUAAGUGUACCAAUUUGUUUUCUUUUGCUUUUAUUACUCAAACAUUACACAAAGCAGAUCGUUUAUGCCUUGCUUCCUUUCUUUAUAAUCAUGCCAAUUUUCUUCGAUGUUUAUUGGUUCGUUGCGUGUACUUUGACUUCUUCUUGUAGUGAUGCUUUCCCUUUGGUUUAUAGAAUUUUGGUGCUUGUUUUUGUUCUUUUAGUAGUUGGGAUUAUUGUUUGGAUCAUUGUGGCUAAUUGGCAUCGAAUCGAGUUGACUGUGAGGAUUAUUGGGGUUGCUUCUGAUGCGCUUUCGAGGAAUUUAGGAUUGUUUUUGGUUAUACUGUUGUUGACAGUAGGAUUGGCGAUCUAUUAUGCGCCAAUUGUUGUGUUCUUGGUGUUUGCUAGAUUUAAUGGGAAAAUUGUGGCUAAAGAAUCGAAUGGGGAGUAUACUUGUGUUUGGAAACAAGAUAGCUGGGUGCCUGCUUAUUACACAUUGGCGAUUUUGACGAUGUUGUGGUCUUUGACUGCGAUGGUGGAAGCUCAGGUUUAUGUGAUCAGUGGCACUAUUGCACAGUGGUACUUCUCCAAGGAUGAUUCCAAACCUAAGCGGAGUAUAAGAAGUUCUUUGAGAAAUGCAUUUGGUCCUUCUUCUGGCACUGUCUGUCUAUCUGGACUACUUAUUUGUGCCGUUCGACUGGUGCGUGCCGCUGUUGAUAGUGCGAGACAAGAAGAUGUUCCUGGGAUAGUCAACCUUGUCCUGCGGUGUUGUGUUAAUGCCCUACUGUCUGCAAUAGACUUUCUUAACAAGUUCACCAUCAACUUUGCAGCAAUAACUGGUGAGGCUUACUGCACAUCUGCAAGGAUGACGUAUGAGCUUCUAAGGCGAAACCUACUCUCUCAUGUUUUUGUGGAGACUGUAUCAACUCGUUUGUUAGCAGGAGUUAUUUUUGUCCUCUCAGCAGUUUACGCCAUUGUGGUAUGUGCUAUCUUAAAGGGCGUUAGCGAUCUAGGGGUUAAUGCAUACAUCGUUGCUGUUCUUGCAUGGGUGCUGCUAAUCAUAGUGCUGGGUUUCUUUGUCCAUGUGUUGGACAAUGUAAUCGACACUGUUUACAUCUGCUAUGCAAUUGAUAGAGAUAGAGGAGAAGUCUACAAGCAGGAGGUUCAUGAGGUCUAUGUUCAUUUACCAAUCAGUAGGAACAGUAGAUCAUCCUUCCCUACUAGGACUCUUGGUGUAUAGAGACAUCCCUGUAACACAAAAAUAAUGUCGUUGUUGUUGAUUUGUCAUAUGAUAUCUGUACGAGGUUGUUACUCCUGCCUAUUGGCAAAUUGUGCAUACCAUCAGAUUCAAUCGUUGUAUUGUACACUAUUUGAGGCUUGUUCAAUAAAGAGCUCAAUUGUUUUCAGUAA